This is a messenger RNA of Acanthoscelides obtectus, 423 nucleotides long. The record is from the annotation of a GenBank genome assembly. NCBI's taxonomy places the organism in Eukaryota, Metazoa, Arthropoda, Insecta, Coleoptera, Chrysomelidae.
AUGACUGGAUUGCUCUCUGAUGUCUAUGCAAAGACAGCAUCAAUCAGCACUAUAAUGAAUGGUGUCAAAAGAACUGGAAUAUGGCCGGUUGACCGCACUGUAUUUUCUGAGACAGAUUUUAUCGCUGCUAAUGCCUUGCUUGAAAAUGAUUCAGAAAGUGCAAGUGAGGACUCAGAGGCAGAAAAUCUACGUGAAACAACUGCUGAGCCUAAAGGCGAUGCUACUGAGCCACCACUUCACAGUGAUAGUACUGAACAAAACAAAAAUUGCAACACAACAGAUCUCAAUACCUCUAUUGAAGAAAUUUACCCUCUACCCGAGAAUAAAGGUUACGCCAAGAGACGAAAAUUUUCUCAACCAGCCGUCAUUCUGAGCACCACGCCCUAUAAGGAAGAAUUAGAAAACAAAUGUAACCAAAGAUAA